Nematolebias whitei (Rio pearlfish) is the source of this 2521-nucleotide messenger RNA. RefSeq names its product OMA1 zinc metallopeptidase (gene oma1). The record is from RefSeq and is a predicted model, not a curated record. Gene Ontology annotation, cellular component: mitochondrial inner membrane. Gene Ontology annotation, molecular function: metalloendopeptidase activity. Bases 307 to 1839 code for a protein of 510 amino acids. Lineage: Eukaryota; Metazoa; Chordata; Actinopteri; Cyprinodontiformes; Rivulidae. The transcript is spliced from 8 exons. Gene Ontology annotation, biological process: protein quality control for misfolded or incompletely synthesized proteins; mitochondrial protein processing.
UUUUGUUCUUUAGGUGUGAAAGCUCGUCAUUUGGAAGUUGGGGUGAAUGGCGUCGCGAUAAAACAACAGAACACGAUGGUUUAUUUUUGUAUGUGAUGGUGUUCUAAUCUGGACCGGAACAAAGAGUCACCGCCGCGGACCGUGGUAACCAAGGUUACGGACUACUGACUUUGACAGAAACCGGAAGUAUUCAAAAUGAAGCAGCAGACACCAGAAAACGUGAAAAAUGAUAUUAUCCUAUUGUUUCUUUAAAACGGACAUUUCCUGUCUUGCACUGUAUAACCAGCCCACUUACAUGAUAUAACAAUGCUGACUUUAUUUUGUGGAAACAUUUUAAGAAACUCUUCUCUCCACAUAUAUCGGACUCGAAACUUUAGUCUCUGUAAACAAAUCUUCAGUCCCGUGAAGAAAACUCGUCUGGUACAUUCUCCCGUCAACUUUCAAAGAUCCUCAGCCCAAUGGAGAGUCUAUUCAAAUACAAGUUUUGUUUUAUGUGGCAACACACGGACCAUGUGUGUCCUGACAGGUCCUGCCCCGACCCAAGGGGGGCGCUAUUUCCACACCUCGGCCCCUAAAAGAGCUCUGCCUGCCGCCCUCAUAUGGAUGGUCCUCAAACCCCUACAGAAACUGAUUGCUAUACUUCUAGGCAGGAGCAUAAGGAAAUGGUGGGCGUCUCUACCACACAGCCGCCGACUGCUGCUGCGCGAAUGGGCCCUGGGGCACCGCUGGCAUCUUGCGGCAGGGGGAGUUGUUACUUUGCUAAUUGUAGCCCUUCUCCUCCUAACCCACCUAGAAGAGUCUCCAGUGACGGGACGAGUCCGACUGCUGGUGUUCAGCAGGGAGAAGUACUUGGAGCUGGCAGCUCUGACGUCAGAGGCACACAUGGAGGAGUUUGCAGAGCAUCUUCUCCCAGUUACUCACCAUCUUCACCAGUUGGUGGAGCGAUCGGUUGAGCUCCUGGUACAAAAGAACAAGGACAUCGUUGAAGUGUCUCGAGUCCCCUGGAGUGUCCAUGUGGUGGAAAGUCCCCAAAUCAAUGCUUUUGUCCUGCCAAAUGGGAAAGUGUUCAUGUUUACAGGGAUGUUGGCGUCUAUAGAAGAUGUUGACCAGCUUAUGAUUGUCCUUGGACAUGAAAUGGCACAUGCCAUACUGGAACACUCUGCAGAACAGGCCAGCCUGUCUCAUGUAGUGGACCUCCUGUCUCUCAUUUUGGUCACAGCCAUCUGGGCCUUGUGUCCUGGAGACAGCAUGGCUUUACUAGGAGGAUGGGCAAAGGACAAGCUCACAGAGCUGCUGUUCAGUCAUCCCUACAGUCGGAAACUGGAAGCUGAGGCAGAUCAAGUGGGACUGCAGUUAGCUGCCAAGGCCUGUGCAGAUGUGCGAGCAGGCCCCGUGUUCUGGCAGCAGAUGGAACUCGCAGACCGGCUUACAGGAGAACCCACUUUACCUGAGUGGCUGUCCACACACCCAACACACAGAAACAGAUCCAGUCAGAUGGACCGUCUCGUUCCACAGGCCCUGGAGUUGAGGGAAAGUUGUGCAUGUCCCGCCCUGCCACUUGUUGACCCUCGAGCUGUCUUCGCUGAGACCGCCCGUGUGUUGCUGCAAAAGGCUAAAGAGCACGAGGAAGGAGGGCCCGAGGGGGCCCGCCACCUGCAACCUGCCUCAGUCCCUGCAGGACCACCUGCUCUACAGAAUGUGCUCCCGUCUUCUUCAGGAGUGGAACAAUUAAACAAGAGCUGGGCUGUAGCUUCAAAGACAGCUGUAGAGUCUCCUGCCACUGCUGCUCGAGAAAAAUCCCAGGAUGUUCUGCAGAACAACAGUCAGCAAGGAGGUUAAAUCAUCAAAAACACUGAUCAGUUAUAACCAACUAUAUUUUAACUAAAGCCCAAAAUCUGUUGUUUUAUGUCCUCUAUCAAGGCUGUGCAGGGGCAAACAGAUAAAGACCACCUUCAGCAUUGCACAUGACUCUUGUCUGUCAAGAUGACACUUCAGAUUUUGACAGCAUGGUCAGGUCAUGUUAAAAGAUCAUAAUAAAUUAAUAGAAGUUUGGGUAAAAAGUCAGAAGUAUGCAAUUGUGAAUGCUACCCAUGUCUAGUGACCACAAUGAUGCCACUUUAAUUAGAUAACCUUGAGCAGGAAGAUGCUGAAUUAAUUAGUAAAACUUCCAUACUUUGCAAGAUUAAUAUGUGCAUUAUUCAUUGACACACAGCAACAGAGAAGAAUCACUUGUGUGUGUGCACGUUAGAGGCCAUGUGAGGAGGACAUCAACCUUCUCCUUGUGACUGAAGCAUUCUCAUGCAGCACACAUGUCAUGCACUUUAUGCAUUUUUCUAGCCGGAGGGACUUAAUGUUGCAAAUUGAUGCUGGGUUGUUUAAAGAUGCAACACUUUUACACAAGAAUGUCAAUAUCAAGCAAGAUUAGUUUUUUUUUUUCAUGGGAUAUAAAAAAUACUGAACAAGUGGAGAGAGGAAAACAUUGAUAUUUUCAGCAUCAGCCUGUGGGAGCAGUCACACACGG